Harmonia axyridis is the source of this 2203-nucleotide messenger RNA. It is a transcript of the gene IntS11, whose product is annotated as integrator complex subunit 11. Bases 81 to 1868 code for a protein of 595 amino acids. Lineage: Eukaryota; Metazoa; Arthropoda; Insecta; Coleoptera; Coccinellidae. Gene Ontology annotation, cellular component: nucleus. The record is from RefSeq and is a predicted model, not a curated record. Gene Ontology annotation, biological process: snRNA processing. The transcript is spliced from 2 exons.
UUUUUUCUGUGUUUUGGAAUUUAACCUUAUAAAUUCAAAAAAUAACAAACACUAAGCAAUCGAGUUAUUUCUGAUGCAAAAUGCCGGAUAUUAAAUUAACUCCGUUAGGUGCCGGUCAAGAUGUUGGUAGAAGCUGUAUACUCUUAUCUAUGGGAGGUAAAAAUAUCAUGUUGGAUUGCGGUAUGCACAUGGGAUAUAACGACGAAAGAAGAUUUCCCGAUUUUACUUAUGUCAAUCCCGAAGGACCUCUUACUCCAUUCAUAGACUGUGUUAUAAUUUCCCAUUUUCAUUUAGAUCAUUGUGGAGCACUUCCCUAUAUGUCAGAAAUGGUAGGCUAUAAUGGCCCUAUUUACAUGACACAUCCCACAAAAGCUAUUGCUCCUAUAUUACUAGAAGAUAUGAGAAAAGUUUCAGUUGAACGAAAAGGAGAGCAAAAUUUCUUCACUUCUCAAAUGAUAAAAGACUGUAUGAAAAAAGUUGUGGCUGUGACAUUACAUCAAUCUGUAAUGGUAGAUAAUGAUAUUGAAAUUAAAGCCUAUUACGCUGGACACGUCUUAGGUGCUGCUAUGUUUUGGGUGAGGGUAGGAUCUCAAUCUAUAGUAUAUACUGGAGAUUAUAAUAUGACACCUGAUAGACACUUAGGAGCUGCUUGGAUUGAUAAAUGUAAACCAGAUGUUUUGAUUUCCGAAGCUACUUAUGCUACAACAAUAAGAGAUUCUAAACGAUGUCGAGAGAGAGAUUUCUUGAAAAAAGUUCAUGAAUGUAUAGAUAAAGGAGGAAAGGUUUUGAUUCCUGUAUUUGCUUUAGGGAGAGCACAAGAGCUUUGUAUAUUACUAGAGACUUAUUGGGAAAGAAUGAAUUUAAAAGCACCUGUUUAUUUUGCUUUAGGUUUAACUGAAAAGGCUAAUAAUUAUUACAAGAUGUUUAUUACUUGGACUAAUCAGAAAAUUAGAAAAACCUUUGUUCAAAGAAAUAUGUUUGAUUUUAAACAUAUUAAACCAUUUGACAGACAAUAUAUGGAUAAUCCUGGACCUAUGGUGGUUUUUGCCACUCCAGGUAUGUUGCAUGCAGGUCUGAGUCUACAAAUUUUCAAGAAAUGGGCUCCAAAUGAAAAUAAUAUGGUGAUAAUGCCAGGUUUUUGUGUACAGGGAACAGUUGGACAUAAAAUAUUGAAUGGUGCUAAAAAAAUUGAAUUUGAAAAUCGACAAAUUGUGGAGGUGAAAAUGUCUGUAGAAUACAUGAGUUUUUCAGCACAUGCUGAUGCAAAAGGUAUAAUGCAGUUGAUUCAAUAUUGUGAACCUAAAAAUGUUAUGUUAGUGCAUGGAGAAGCUGAGAAAAUUGCCUUCUUGAAGGAUAAAAUAGAGCAAGAAUUUAGUAUAAAGUGUUUUGAUCCUGCCAAUGGUGAAACAGCUAUUAUUCAGACCCCUGUUAAAAUGCCUGUGAAUGUUAGUUUACAACUACUGAAAAAUGAAGCUAAAGCUUUUAAUGCUCUACCUCCAGAUCCAAAAAGAAGACGUACUUUACAUGGGGUAUUGAUGAUAAAAGAUAGUAAUAUAAGUUUUGUAGAUGUAGAUGAAGCAUGUAAAGAAGCUGGUAUUAAUAGACAUAUAAUAAGAUUUACCUCAACAGUUUACAUCAAUGAUUCUGGACCAGCAAUAUCAACGGCUCAUAAACUUUAUGAUAUUAUGAAAGAGAAAUUGUCCCAGUGGACAGUAACUUUUGUUGAUGGAGAAAUAUCAGUAGAAUCAGUUAUGAUUACUGUGGAAGGGGAAGAAAGUGAUCAUAAAGGUGUUAGAGUAACAUGGACAAAUCAAGAUGAAGAUAUAGGGAGCUUUGUAUUGAAUUUGAUCAAUAACAUAGGACAGUAAUGAUAAGUUCAAUAAAGAAAUAUUUUUACAAAUUGAGCAAAUGUUUUUUAUCUGCUUUACUAGAAGAUUUAUUCAAAAGGUCUCAUCCAUUCUUAAGAAUAUAGGUGCACAAACGAGCAUAUUGAAUCGAAACUUUUUCAAGUUUGGAUGUAGACUAAGUCAGUGUUUUAAGAAUUACCACAGCAAGCUUAGUCUAAGAUAACUUGGGAAAAGCAAUAUUCAAAGUUCGUACAUUAUUGAUUUGUUUAACUCUCUUUGUAUCCAUAACAAUUGAACUCAAUAUGUAUGGUUCAGUGAAAGAAACUGCACAAUAAAAAUAAUUGAGUAAUCUACUA